AUGGAUAUGGCCUUCCUUACUUGGUUUCUGGAUGCUGAAGCAUUCGACAUCUCGAUGUAUCAAGUAGCUUCAUCUGCAAUCACCAGGAUUAAGGCCGGGUCUCGCCAUUGUUACAGUAGUGGUGGCACAUCUCGUCUGCGUCCUACCAUGCUGAAUGGCUAUGUCGGAUGUAUAUAUGCUAUCAAUUUCCCCGUAUUGAUUAGAUUAGCAUUUGCGGUAUACGGCGCAUACUUUGUGGUCUUCAUUCGUGGCGUUGUGGCUUGCGGAGGGCAAUGCAUUCAAACUAUGCUGCAGGCUAUCUGGCAAUCUUUCAAAAACUUCCCAAAUCAUAUUCUGGCCAGCCCACAUGUCAUGUCAGCACAAUUGCUAGGUUUCUCCCUCAUCAUCAGCAUCCAAUUACCGCUUCUUUGGCUGCACGUCUCCAAAUUGAGAUUCCUCUUCAUGGCAAAGACGGUUGCCAUGCCUCUCACUGCAUUAACACUGUUCGUAUGGACUUUUGUUGCAGCCACGGGAUUUGACCCAACCUUCAACAACGACACACACAUCACAGACGACACCCCUGCUAUCCUCGUCUUCUUCCAAUUUACGGUAACGUCAGCGUACCAACAAAUUUACGGUGUCACAACUUGGAAUCCACAUCGGGUUUCCAUCCUCUGGAAUAAUCAAGCAGCCCAAAUCUUCUCUGCACUUUGUUGGAUGUUUGUUGUAAUUGGGACAACCAUUUCGGCCAACUCGGUGUCAUUGGAGAAUGACAUCUCUCUCUGUGCUGCCUCAUUCUCUUCCUUCCUUGGCGGCUACGCAUUGUUCCUUGGUUUCCUUGCUGGUACUAUGAUGUCUGAGUUCUGGGUUCUGAGAAACAGACACCUGAAUCUCUUCUCAUUGUACAAGCGCCGAGAUAUCUACAGCUUCUUCCAUGGCUUCAAUAUCUGUGCAUUUGCGACGGGCAAUAAGAAUGUUCCAAAAGAGGCGACAUACAUUUAUAGCUUGAGCUGGUUGGCGGGGGCGAUUGUGGCUUUUGUGAUUUACACGAUUGCGGGCAAGAUCUGGCCUAUGGAGGAGAAGUUUGAGGUGGGACAGGUCAUGGAUGAUCUCCAUGCCUCGAGCCUCAACCAUAGUGACCAAGACGACAGGAAGGUGGUGGCGCAGGAUACAGCGAAGGGCUAUCAGAUGCGCUGCUCAUGA
Messenger RNA from Hyaloscypha bicolor E, 1182 nucleotides. RefSeq lists its product as uncharacterized. The record is from RefSeq and is a predicted model, not a curated record. Gene Ontology annotation, biological process: nucleobase transport; transmembrane transport. The coding region runs from base 1 to 1182 and encodes 393 amino acids. Lineage: Eukaryota; Fungi; Ascomycota; Leotiomycetes; Helotiales; Hyaloscyphaceae. The transcript is spliced from 6 exons. Gene Ontology annotation, molecular function: nucleobase transmembrane transporter activity. Gene Ontology annotation, cellular component: plasma membrane.